This is a messenger RNA of Paramecium sonneborni, 568 nucleotides long. The record is from the annotation of a GenBank genome assembly. NCBI's taxonomy places the organism in Eukaryota, Ciliophora, Oligohymenophorea, Peniculida, Parameciidae.
AAAAGAUUGUUUUUUAAAAAUAAUUUUAAAAAUGCCAAAGGGAUAAACAACAAAUACAUAAAAAGCAUAGAAAGCAGCUAAAAAUGCCAAAGUUGCCAAAAAGGUAGUGAGAGCUAGAAAGCAUUUCUAAAAUAGAUUCCAUACAGAAAAGCCUUUAGCUUUAUCUAGAAAACCCAAAUUCACAAGGUUAGGCAAUAAUCUAAUAAUUCAUAGAUUAACAAGAUAACUUACUCCUAUUUCUAAAGGAUUAGAUUUCUAAAAUGUACUUAGACACCCACUUAUUACAGAAAAAGACAUGAAAAAAAUGGAAGAUGAAAACACAAUGGUGUUCUAUGUUAAUUAAAAAUCAACAAAGCCUUAAAUUAAAAGAGCAUUUUAGAAAAUCUAUGAUGUUAAAGUCAGAAAAGUUAAUGUAAUAACGCUUUAUAUUUUAAGAUCCUUAACACUUUUGGUGGUAAGAAGAAGGCCUAUAUCAGAUUAGGUGGAGAUAAUGAUGCUCUCAACUUGGCUAACAAAAUCGGAAUUAUUUGAGCUCACAAAAUAUUUAUCAAGUACAAUAAUAAUAUAC